This is a messenger RNA of Morus notabilis, 1901 nucleotides long. RefSeq names its product probable pectate lyase 1. The transcript has 6 exons. NCBI's taxonomy places the organism in Eukaryota, Viridiplantae, Streptophyta, Magnoliopsida, Rosales, Moraceae. Gene Ontology annotation, molecular function: pectate lyase activity. Bases 83 to 1276 code for a protein of 397 amino acids. The record is from RefSeq and is a predicted model, not a curated record.
AUCUUUGCUUUUUUUUUUUCUGGUUUGUUUUCUCAGGGACGAAGGAGAAAUUGGGAAGCUUCAGAGCUCAAGCAACUCAACAAUGGCGGCCAGAAAUGGAAACAUUGAUGAGGGUCUCAAUGAGCACGCAGUGGAGGAUCCUGAGGAAGUUGCUUCAAUGGUUGAGAUGGAAAUUACGAACAGCACUGAAAGGAGAAAGCUGGGAUUCUUCUCAUGUGCAACCGGUAACCCAAUUGAUGAUUGCUGGCGCUGUGACCCCAACUGGCACAAGAACCGCAAGCGCCUUGCGGACUGCGGCAUUGGGUUCGGCAGAAACGCCAUUGGUGGUCGUGAUGGCCGCUUUUACGUGGUGACCGACCCCCGGGACGACGAUCCCGUCAACCCGAAGCCCGGUACUCUCCGCCACGCCGUCAUCCAGGAGGAGCCUUUGUGGAUUGUGUUCAAGCGUGACAUGGUCAUCCAAUUGAAGCAAGAACUCAUCAUGAACAGCUUUAAGACUAUUGAUGGGCGUGGAGUCAAUGUCCACAUUGCCAAUGGAGCUUGUAUUACCAUUCAGUUCAUUACUAAUGUCAUCAUUCAUGGCCUCCACAUCCAUGACUGUAAGCCUACCGGCAACGCCAUGGUUCGGAGCUCGCCGUCGCAUUUCGGGUGGAGAACAAUGUCGGAUGGUGAUGCCAUCUCCAUCUUUGGAUCAAGCCACAUUUGGGUUGAUCACAACUCACUUUCUAACUGUGCUGAUGGCCUUGUUGAUGCUGUCAUGGGCUCAACCGCAAUUACCAUUUCCAACAACCACUUCACCCACCACAAUGAGGUGAUGCUGCUGGGCCACAGUGACUCAUACACAAGAGACAAGCUUAUGCAAGUCACCAUUGCUUACAACCAUUUUGGAGAGGGACUCAUUCAGAGAAUGCCAAGGUGUAGGCAUGGAUAUUUCCAUGUGGUGAACAACGACUACACUCAUUGGGAGAUGUAUGCCAUUGGUGGAAGUGCGAACCCCACCAUCAACAGCCAGGGCAACAGAUAUGCUGCUCCCAACAACCGCUUUGCUAAGGAGGUGACAAAGAGAGUUGACACAUCGACAGGAGUGUGGAAGAACUGGAACUGGAGGUCAGAGGGAGAUCUGCUUGUGAAUGGGGCCUACUUCACUCCAUCGGGUGCUGGGGCUUCAGCAAGCUACGCAAGGGCCUCGAGCUUAGGAGCCAAGUCCUCUUCUAUGGUUGGAGCCAUCACUGCCACUUCUGGUGCACUUGGCUGCCGCAGAGGCCACCAGUGCUAGUAGCGUCUCUGUCUGAGAUAUUAUUCUCAUUUGAGUCCAAUUAAAAUGGCCAAAGAAAAAAAGGGUCAAUAUUUUCCUUUUCAUUUCAAUUUUUUUUUUUUUUUUUUUUUAAAUUUUAGUUUUACUGUCAUAUAGCAUUUUACUACCCCCAUUACCCAUAUCCCAAUUCCCACCUUUUUUUUUUCUCUCCCAUCUUUGUGUUUUCACAUGUUUUGACAAGUGUACAUUAUUGUAACACAUGUCAUUAUUAUAUCAUCUAUCGAUUUCCUUGAAUUUCACCCCAGUUUGUCUAUCUGUUACCUCCCCAACCUCGGCCUGCUUCAACUGAAAAACACAAUCCCAUUUUAGGAGCAGGUGCGGAAGCGUUGCUCAUUUGUUUUUCUGUCCUUUUUUCUUCUUCCAUUUUUCUUAUGUUGGCCUUUCUUAGUUUCCUUUCCAACACCUUCCAAACCCACCCUUUGUGUCUCUCCUCUCCUCCAGCCAAUGCCAACUUGUCCUCUUUCUGGUUCAUAGGAUUUGAAUGAUUUUGUGUUUUUUUUUCUGUUUUUUUUUUUUAAUUUUUUUUGGCCAUGAUUUGAAUUUGUUUAGUCAUACAAACAAUAGAAUGAAUGUCAAAUUUGAGUCA